Molecule: messenger RNA, 3782 nt
Organism: Erigeron canadensis
Lineage: Eukaryota; Viridiplantae; Streptophyta; Magnoliopsida; Asterales; Asteraceae
Product: cellulose synthase-like protein D3
Exons: 3
Coding region: 187-3639 (1150 amino acids)
Biological process (GO): plant-type primary cell wall biogenesis; cellulose biosynthetic process
Cellular component (GO): plasma membrane; trans-Golgi network
Molecular function (GO): mannan synthase activity; cellulose synthase (UDP-forming) activity
Source: RefSeq, a predicted model, not a curated record
ACCACAACUAUAAUAUUGUCUCCAUUUUCAUUCCAUUUCAUUCCCAUAUACAACCCUUUAAAACAUUUUUCAUUAGUACUAAUCUACAUUGUAUUCUUAAAUGGUAGAUAACACCAAAGUUUCUUGCUUUCAUAGUACAUUUCGUUUGGUUUGAUCAGGGUCUAGUAUUAGUACAUUUUUGUGAACAUGUCAAUGAAUAAUAGCAAGUCUUUCAAGCCGAGUCGGUCUAAUCUAUCAGUUAGCUCUGAUGCAACAGAUGCACAUAACAACAACAAACCACCUCUGCCACCAACUGUCACAUUUGCUAGACGAACGUCUUCAGGGCGAUAUGUAAACUAUUCUAGAGAUGAUUUGGAUAGUGAACUAAGUAGUCAGGAUUUUAUGAACUAUACAGUUCAUUUGCCACCAACUCCUGAUAACCAACCAAUGGAUGCAAUUUCGCAGAAGGUUGAGGAACAGUAUGUGUCUAGUUCGUUGUUUACUGGUGGGUUUAAUGCGGUUACUAGAGCUCAUCUUAUGGAUAAGGUGAUUGAUUCUGAGACUAAUCAUCCUCAGAUGGCUGGUGCCAAAGGGUCUUCUUGUUCGAUUCCUGGAUGUGAUGCUAAAGUGAUGAGUGAUGAACGUGGAGAUGAUAUUCUUCCGUGUGAGUGUGAUUUCAAGAUUUGCAGAGAUUGUUAUCUUGAUGCAAUCAAGACUGGUGAUGGGGUUUGUCCGGGAUGUAAGGAGUCGUAUAAGACGACUGAUGUGGAUGAGUUGGGAGAUAUGGGUGGUGGUAAUGGUGGCAGGCUGCCUCAGCUGCCACCGCCUGGUGGAAUGUCGAAAAUGGAAAGGAGGUUGUCGUUGAUGAAGUCAACGAAAUCUGUGCUUAUGAGAAGUCAGACGGCUGACUUUGAUCAUAACCGGUGGUUGUUUGAAACUAGUGGGACUUAUGGUUAUGGUAAUGCUAUUUGGCCCAAAGAGGGAGUAAUGGAGAAUGGUAAAGAUACCGAUCAUGUUGAAUCUUUGGAGUUGAUGAACAAACCGUGGAGACCUUUAACUCGCAAGUUAAGGAUCCCCGCUGCUAUUUUAAGUCCAUAUAGGCUUCUUAUUGUAGUUCGAUUCGUUGUUCUUGUACUCUUCUUGGCUUGGAGAAUCAACCAUCCAAACAAUGAUGCAAUAUGGCUAUGGGGAAUGUCAAUUGUUUGUGAACUAUGGUUUGCCUUUUCUUGGAUCCUCGAUCAAUUACCUAAAGUUAACCCAGUGAAUCGUGCAACUGAUCUUAAUGUAUUGAAAGAGAAAUUUGAGUUACCAUCAUUAAGCAACCCAACUGGAAAAUCAGAUCUGCCAGGCAUUGAUAUCUUUGUCUCAACUGCAGAUCCAGAAAAAGAACCACCACUUGUUACUGCAAACACCAUUUUAUCGAUUCUAGCUGCUGAUUAUCCUGUUGAGAAGCUUGCAUGUUAUGUUUCUGAUGAUGGUGGUGCACUUUUAACCUUUGAAGCCAUGGCAGAAGCUGCAAGCUUCGCUAACAUGUGGGUUCCAUUUUGUAGAAAACAUAAUAUAGAACCUAGGAACCCGGAAUCUUAUUUUAACUUAAAGAGGGAUCCUUAUAAAAACAAGGUAAAACCAGAUUUUGUCAAGGACCGUAGAAGGGUAAAACGGGAGUUUGAUGAGUUUAAGGUUCGGAUUAAUGGUCUUCCUGACUCUAUACGUCGUCGGUCUGAUGCUUAUCAUGCACGUGAAGAGAUAAAGGCCAUGAAGCAACAGAGACAAAAGAGAGACGACGAAGUGCUUGAGAUUGUCAAGGUUCAAAAAGCUACAUGGAUGGCUGAUGGAACUCAUUGGCCCGGGACUUGGUUAGCUCCUGCACCAGAACACUCUAAGGGUGAUCAUUCGGGAAUCAUUCAGGUGAUGUUAAAACCUCCAAGUGAUGAUCCUCUACAAGGCACAGAAGAAGAUGCUGGUAUGCUGGAUUUUAGCGAAGUUGACAUACGUCUUCCCAUGCUUGUGUAUGUAUCUCGUGAGAAGCGUCCAGGGUAUGAUCACAACAAGAAAGCAGGAGCUAUGAAUGCACUUGUUCGAGCAUCUGCAAUCAUGUCAAAUGGUCCAUUUAUUCUCAAUCUUGACUGUGAUCAUUACAUCUACAACUCUCAAGCCAUGAGAGAAGGCAUGUGUUUCAUGAUGGAUAGAGGUGGAGACCGCCUUUGUUAUGUCCAAUUCCCUCAAAGAUUUGAAGGUAUUGACCCGUCUGAUCGUUAUGCCAACCACAACACGGUCUUCUUUGAUGGAAACAUGAGGGCACUUGAUGGACUCCAAGGGCCUGUCUAUGUAGGAACCGGGUGCCUUUUCAGAAGAAUCGCGCUCUAUGGGUUUGACCCACCUAGGACUAAAGAACACCACCCGAGUUUCUGUAGCUUCUGCUGUUCAGGUCGGAAAAAGGCCAAGUUUAGUACCCCGGAAGAAAACCGAGCAUUAAGAAUGGGUGAUUCUGAUGACGAAGACAUGAAUCUUUCUCUUGCUCCCAAGAAAUUUGGAAACUCGACUCUUCUGAUAGAUUCCAUUCCCGUGGCUGAGUUCCAAGGCCGCCCACUUGCUGACCAUCCAGCAGUCAAGAACGGAAGACCACCAGGAGCUUUGACCAUUCCCAGGGAGCUUCUUGAUGCAUCCACUGUUGCAGAGGCUAUAAGUGUCAUUUCAUGCUGGUAUGAGGAUAAAACUGAGUGGGGACAACGUGUUGGGUGGAUUUACGGGUCAGUGACUGAAGAUGUUGUCACAGGUUACAGAAUGCACAACAGAGGAUGGAAAUCCGUGUAUUGUGUCACCAAAAGAGACGCCUUCCGUGGGACGGCUCCCAUCAAUCUGACAGAUAGACUUCAUCAGGUUCUUCGUUGGGCUACUGGGUCGGUUGAGAUCUUCUUCUCACGUAACAAUGCAUUGUUAGCAAGCUCUAGAAUGAAGAUUCUGCAAAGAGUUGCCUACCUCAACGUCGGGAUUUAUCCUUUCACCUCCAUUUUCCUGAUUGUCUACUGCUUUCUUCCGGCACUUUCCCUCUUUUCGGGCCAGUUCAUCGUGCAAACACUAAAUGUGACUUUUCUAGUCUACCUUCUGAUCAUCACUCUGACUAUCGUCAUGCUAGCUGUUCUUGAAGUAAAAUGGUCUGGGAUUGAGCUAGAAGAGUGGUGGAGAAAUGAACAGUUUUGGUUAAUAGGAGGUACUAGUGCCCAUUUAGCUGCAGUUCUUCAAGGACUACUAAAAGUGGUUGCCGGCAUUGAAAUAUCUUUCACUUUAACAUCAAAGUCAACUGCAGAAGAUGAAGAUGAUGAGUUUGCAGACCUUUAUGUUGUGAAAUGGACAUCCCUCAUGAUCCCACCAUUAACUAUAAUGAUGGUCAACUUGAUUGCUAUAGCCGUGGGGUUCAGUAGGACGAUAUACAGCACGAUACCACAAUGGAGUCGUCUGCUUGGUGGCGUUUUCUUUAGUUUUUGGGUGUUGGCACAUUUAUACCCAUUUGCAAAGGGACUAAUGGGAAGAAGAGGAAGGACACCAACUAUUGUGUUUGUGUGGUCUGGGCUUAUUGCAAUCACCAUUUCUCUUCUGUGGGUCGCGAUCAACCCUCCACAAGGUCAAAACCAGAUUGGUGGCUCGUUUCAGUUUCCGUAAAGAUUUGUUUAUUCUAUUCUUUUUAACAAACAGUCUUAUGGUUGGUGGCCUAUAGAUUGGUAUAACACCAUUUUCCAUAUUCAUAUUCUAUUGUUUUGUAGUUAAUUUACAUCAAAAGAGGCAUUUAGUUUUUUUUUUUUUUU